UUUAGUGCAAUUUUACCCUUUUUUAUUAUUAUUUUUAUUUCAACCGCUAUACAGAACUUUUUUUUUGGAACUUAUAGAAUUUUCAUUAUACCCCAUCAAAAUCAAAUCGAGCCUUGUGUUUUGGUAAUCAACCAAAAUGAUACCACCAGACACAUACCUACAUCAAAGCAUCGAUUUGCUUUGAGCUGAGCCCAAGUUUACCUGCAAUGACUUGAGCGACACAAGAACACUCCCGAGUAUUGAUCUCUCUGAGACAUUUAAGCAAGCAGGUAGUGUUCAAAAUCUAAUUGGUUUUCAAAGCCUAACAUCUUUACUGCGUUACAUUAGAGAUCGCGUUUAUAUCAUCUUGGAAUAAGGUUUACCCACUUCUAUUCUUUGUGGUGUUCCAUCUAUCAAUCCCCAUUUAAAAAAAAAAUCAUUUUGUUGAAUCUAAUGAUGCAUUUGUAAAGCAGAGUGAGAAUUGCAUCGAAACAGUUGGAGCAAGGAAUUGAAAGUCGUCUUGCGUUAUUCAUUGUUAUCUAUAAGAAUUUCGUUGCAAAAUGAUUCUGUUUUCGAUUACUUCAAGGCGAUCUAUAUCAACUUUCCCUCAUCUCUUUGAGAGAAUAAAGCAGACAGAAAAUGAAAUUGUCGAAAUGUUCCAGCUGUCUGGUCCAAACGAUGAAUCAAACCCACCCAUGACUCGAACACUUUCACGAAACAACCGAUCAGUACGGACACUGGACGAGAGAUUUAUUAGGAUUUUGAAGAUAUUCAAGUGGGGGCCUGAUGCGGAAAAGGCUUUGGAGGUGCUCAUGCUGAAAGUGGAUCAUCGUUUGGUUCGCGAAGUGUUGAAGAUUGAUGUUGAGGUCAAUGUUAAGAUUCAGUUUUUCAAGUGGGCUGGGAAGAGAAGGAACUUUGAGCAUGAUUCGACCACCUACAUGGCUCUGAUUCGUUGUUUGGAUGAAGCUGGACUGUUUGGUGAAAUGUGGAGGACAAUCCAAGAGAUGGUUAAGGGUACAUGCCUCAUUGGUCCAGCAGAUUUAUCUGAAAUUGUGAAAAUCUUAGGCAGGGCUAAGAUGGUGAACAAAUCACUCUCAACUUUUUACCAAAUUAAAAGUCGAAAGUGCAGACCAACUGCAAGCACUUACAACUCCAUAAUCUUGAUGCUAAUACAAGAAGGUCAUCAUGAGAAGGUUCAUGAGCUUUAUAAUGAAAUGUGUAAUGAAGGUAAUUGUUUUCCCGACACAGUAACAUAUAGUGCACUUAUAUCGGCAUUUGCGAAGUUGGGUCGUGAUGAUUCUGCUACUAGGUUGUUUGAUGAAAUGAGAGAGAACCGAUUACAACCCACUGCAAAAAUCUAUACAACUUUAUUGGGAAUCUACUUCAAGUUGGAUAGGGUUGAAAAGGCUAUAAAUUUAUUUCAGGAGAUGAAAGAGAAGGGAUGUGCACCAACUGUUUAUACUUACACAGAAUUAAUAAAGGGGCUUGGAAAAGCUGGGAGGUUUGAAGAUGCCUACAGUAUAUUUUUGAAUAUUUUAAAAGAGGGUUGUGAGCCAGAUGUCGUACUCAUUAACAAUGUUAUAAACCUUUUAGGUAGGGAGGGUCGUUUGGCUGAUGCUCUUAAGCUCUUUGAUGAUAUGGGAUCCCUGCACUUGACACCAAAUGUGGUGACAUAUAACACCGUCAUUAAAGCUUUAUUUGAAUCCAAAGCCCCUGCAUCUGAGGCUUCUUCAUGGUUUGAGAAAAUGAAGGCUAAUGGCGUUGUUCCUAGCUCUUUUACUUAUUCAAUUCUUAUUGAUGGAUUUUGCAAGACAAAUAGAGUAGAGAAAGCUUUGUUACUGCUUGAGGAGAUGGAUGAGAAGGGUUUUCCUCCUUGUCCAGCUGCCUAUUGCAGUCUGAUCAACGCUCUUGGAAAAGCAAAACGCUAUGAAGCUGCAAAUGAGUUAUUUCAAGAACUUAAGGAGAAUUGUGGAUCUUCUAGUGCUCGAGUAUAUGCUGUGAUGAUCAAACACUUUGGGAAAUGUGGGCGUCUGACUGAGGCUUUAGAUCUUUUUCAUGAGAUGAAAAAACUUGGGUGCACUCCUGAUGUCUAUACAUAUAAUGCACUUAUGUCAGGAAUGGUUAGGGCCGGCAUGAUAGAUGAUGCUCAUUCCUUGCUGCAAACCAUGGAAGAAAAUGGUUGCAUUCCAGACAUAAAUUCGCAGAAUAUAAUUCUGAAUGGUUUAGCUAGGACAGGUGGCCCGCAACGGGCAAUGGAGAUGUUGACAAAGAUGAAGCAUUCAAAGUUAAAGCCAGAUACUGUCUCAUACAACACUGUUCUUGGAUGUCUCAGCCGUGCUGGUAUGUUUGAGGAGGCUGCAAAGCUGAUGGGAGAGAUGCAUUCAAAUGGCUUCCAAUAUGAUCUCAUAACCUACUCGUCAAUACUUGAAGCAGUGGGUAAGAUUGAUGAAGUUCGUGCACAUACAACUCUGUGAAAGAAGGCAUAUGGAGACGAGUAGCAGCUAAGUGAAGGCCUGGUUGUGUCAUUGAGCCCCUGUUCUCAAGUCUGACUACAAGACAUGGCCCAUACAUUUGAUCUGAGAACUUGUUGCAUACUUAAAAGCCAAUGGAAGAUUUUUAAGUUGAUAAAGAAUUUUCUGUUUAUCAACUUACCUUGAGUGGCAGUCUGUUGGCCAUAGGUUUCAAGCUGCAGUAAUGGUUGGGAUCUGACCAAUGUAGAUGACCGUAGCAUGCAUAAGAAGCUUGAAUUGAGUGGAGAAAUUUCAGAGGUGGAUCAAUGCCCUUCUCUCUUCGUCCAAAUGCCUCGGUUCGACUUUUGCUAGUAUCAUAGUGUUUCUGAAUGAAGAUUGGUUGGAGGCUCCCCCAUCUUGAAUUGCCCACAGCAUGCGAUAAAGGUUCAUAGAUCGGGAAUUUGACUGGACCAACCUGUUGAAGCACUGAAGGAUGUUAUAAGCACUGUAGGAUGCUAGAGCAUUGUCGAAAAUGAUCGCACUGUAUGUUCUUUUGGGAAACAAAGGCAGGAGACAUGAAAUUUAAAGAACAUGUACUUACAUUGUGAGAGAACAUGUUCUUACCUUGUGAGUUAUGACUUCUUAGAUAACUUAUGAACUGGUGUUUGGCAAUAUCUAUAGAAUUCAAGUUAAUGGUUACUCUUUGUUUCAA
This is a messenger RNA of Cornus florida, 3141 nucleotides long. Its product is annotated as pentatricopeptide repeat-containing protein At3g16010. Bases 540 to 2453 code for a protein of 637 amino acids. Gene Ontology annotation, molecular function: protein binding. Lineage: Eukaryota; Viridiplantae; Streptophyta; Magnoliopsida; Cornales; Cornaceae. The transcript is spliced from 3 exons. The record is from RefSeq and is a predicted model, not a curated record.